AUGCUCAGUUCCAUAUUUAAGGCGUACCCGGAGCCCCCUGAGGUCGGCUACUGGGGCAAGCCCACGUCGACCAUCGACUGGUGCGAGGAAAACUACGUCGUGUCGCCCUUCGUCGCCGAGUGGGCCAACACGGUCACCAACGGGCUCUUCGUGCUGCUGGCCGUAUUCGUGACGUGGUCCGCCGUGCACAACCGCCUGGAAAAGCGCUUCGCCAUGAUCGGCCUCGGCCUCGGCACCGUGGGCGUCGGCUCGUGGCUCUUCCACAUGACCCUGAAGUACGAGUACCAGCUGCUCGACGAGCUGCCCAUGAUCUACGCCACCUGCAUCCCUGCCUGGAGCAUCUUCUGCGAGGAGCGCCAGCUGCUCGCCAAAGGCGCCGACGGUGCCAACGGCACCGCCGGCACCGUCGCUGUCGCGCGCAAGCCCACGCUGCUCAAGCAGGCCGUCGUUGCCCUGCUCGUCUUUGGCACCGCCACCGCCCUCACCGUGAUCUACCUGGUCUACCGCGACCCCACCAUCCACCAGACCGCCUACGCCGUGCUCAACGUCCUUGUUGUGUUCUCCGCUGGCGCGCUCGCCUCCAAGUACGUCAGCGACCCGCGUGCCCGCCGCAACCUGCGCGACACCAUGGCUCUCAGCAUCUCCAUCUUCCUGACCGGCUAUCUCCUGUGGCAGCUCGACGUGCACUUCUGCUCCUUCUGGAUCUUCAUCCGCAGGUCCCUGCUGAAGCUGCCGCUUGGCAUCCUGCUCGAGCUGCACUCCUGGUGGCACCUGCUCACGGGCACCGGCGUAUAUUUCUAUAUCGUGCACCUCGAGUACCUGCGCGUGCUCACCCACGACCAGGCCGACCAGUACACUCUCGUGUGGCAUUGGAAAGUGUUUCCAGAGCUGGUUCUCAACGCCCACCGCGGAAGCACCAAGUACUCCCUGGAGUUCAUGGACAAGUACGUGAGCGACUCCGGGCCCGGUUCCGCCGGCCCCAAAGAUGACCGCCGGAAGAGCGAGUAA
Lachancea thermotolerans CBS 6340 is the source of this 1008-nucleotide messenger RNA. RefSeq names its product alkaline dihydroceramidase (gene YDC1). Lineage: Eukaryota; Fungi; Ascomycota; Saccharomycetes; Saccharomycetales; Saccharomycetaceae. Gene Ontology annotation, cellular component: endoplasmic reticulum membrane. Gene Ontology annotation, biological process: ceramide biosynthetic process; ceramide catabolic process. The transcript has a single exon. The record is from RefSeq and is a predicted model, not a curated record. Bases 1 to 1008 code for a protein of 335 amino acids.